GCCUUAUCUGUGCUGUGUCCCUAUUCCUCCCCUCCAUCUUUUUUCUCGUUUUCCAUUGUCAGCCGAGAGGAUAUAUCAGUAAAGAUGUCCGCUCAGAACUCCGCAGGCAUUCAGACCCUCCUCGAUGCUGAGAGAGAGGCCCAGAAGAUUGUUCAACAAGCUAGAGAGUACCGUACGAAGCGCAUAAGGGACGCGAAGUCAGAGGCACAGAAGGAGAUCGAAGAAUACAGAAAUCAGAAGGAACAAGAGUUCAAGAAAUUCGAGGCUGAGCACUCGAGCGGAUACAAGAAGGCCGAAGAGGAUGCAAACAAGGAGGCAGAAGUGAAGCUGCAGGAAAUCAAGGAUGCUGGAAACAGCAAGGGCGCUAAGGUUGUCGAAGACCUUAUCAGUGCGCUGACCGAUGUGAAGCCUGAGGCUUCCGAGAAGAUCCUGAGCCAGGCAUAGGCUUGCGGCCGUAAGGCUUCUCCGGCAGCAUUGAGGGGACAUGUUUAUUUGGGGCUUACUAUUUUAAAUGCUGUGAAUAUAGCGUUUGUUUCGUUACUUUGAUUCCAACCACGUCUAAUUAUAUUGAAGCCGACUCCAGCAGAUGUUGUCAACGCUGGGCAACGCCUACUUCGGCCUGAGGCAAGAUCUAGGUCGUGGCUCUAUUUAGAUGAGCUAUUUCUUCAAAUAGCAUUGAGCUCGGAUGGGUUACGACUUCCUAUAAUAAAGGUUUGAAUGAGGUCUCCGGACGUCUUCCUGGCUCGAAGGCUACGGCAGUCCCAUGUUUACAUUGUUCUCCG
Molecule: messenger RNA, 782 nt
Organism: Aspergillus caelatus
Lineage: Eukaryota; Fungi; Ascomycota; Eurotiomycetes; Eurotiales; Aspergillaceae
Exons: 6
Coding region: 85-444 (119 amino acids)
Biological process (GO): proton transmembrane transport
Cellular component (GO): vacuolar proton-transporting V-type ATPase complex
Molecular function (GO): proton-transporting ATPase activity, rotational mechanism
Source: RefSeq, a predicted model, not a curated record